Megalops cyprinoides (Indo-Pacific tarpon) is the source of this 2985-nucleotide messenger RNA. RefSeq names its product EGF-like repeat and discoidin I-like domain-containing protein 3. Gene Ontology annotation, molecular function: calcium ion binding. The transcript is spliced from 10 exons. The record is from RefSeq and is a predicted model, not a curated record. NCBI's taxonomy places the organism in Eukaryota, Metazoa, Chordata, Actinopteri, Elopiformes, Megalopidae. Bases 80 to 1516 code for a protein of 478 amino acids.
GCGGAGCAGUGUUCUCCGAGGAAAUUCAAAAGUGUAAACAGUGAGCGGAAAGGACAGAAGUAACGGGAGUCAAAGCAACAUGAAAACUCACAGCCUCUCAUUUUCUGCGACGUUCCUAGCUGCUUAUUUACUACUUUGUGCUGUUUUAACAGUGAGGGGAGAUUACUGUGAGGUGAACCACUGCCUCAAUGGAGGAACCUGUGUGACCGGGAUUGGGGACGGCCCCUUUGUCUGCAUCUGCGCCGAUGGCUUCACCGGGGACACGUGCAACGCCACCGAGAGCGGGCCCUGCAAUCCAAACCCCUGCAAAAAUGAUGGAAAGUGUGAGGUCAUCAGCCACUCCCGCCGAGGGGACGUCUUCGGCGAAUAUGUCUGCAAGUGUCGAGCGGGCUUUGAUGGAGUGCACUGCCAAAACAAUGUAAACGACUGCGCUGGACAGCCGUGUAAGAACGGAGGGGUCUGCCGUGAUUUGGAUGGAGACUAUACCUGCAAGUGCCGCUCACCCUUUGUCGGCAAGCAGUGCCAGCUACGAUGCAUCUCUUUGCUGGGGAUGGAAGGGGGAGGGAUUGCAGAGUCUCAGAUCACCGCCUCCUCUGUGCACUACGGCAUCCUGGGACUUCAGCGAUGGGGCCCAGAGCUCGCCCGCCUCAACAACAAGGGCAUCGUCAAUGCCUGGACUGCCGCAAGUCACGACAAAAUGCCCUGGAUCGAGGUAAACAUGCAGGAAAAGAUGCGUCUCACAGGUAUUAUUACCCAGGGGGCCAGUCGCAUGGGCAGCCCGGAGUUCAUCAAAUCUUAUAAGGUGGCAUCCAGCCUGGAUGGCAAGGCCUACACUGUCUACAAGGAGGAAGGGCAGAAGAAGGACAAGGUGUUUGUGGGGAACGUGGACAACGACGGCACCAAGACCAACAUGUUCGACCCGCCCAUCGUGGCGCAGUACAUCCGCAUCAUCCCCGUGGUGUGCCGCAAGGCCUGCACGCUGCGCAUGGAGCUGGUGGGCUGCGAGCUCAACGUGUAUUUAAACACGGCAGGUUGCUCUGAGCCGCUGGGAAUGAAGUCCCGUCUGAUCUCAGACAGCCAGGUCACAGCCUCUAGUGCCUUCCGCACCUGGGGCAUUGACGCCUUCACCUGGCUGCCCCACUACGCCCGCCUAGACAAGCAGGGCAAGACCAACGCCUGGACCGCGGCCAGCAACAACCGCUCCGAGUGGCUGCAGGUGGACUUGGAGACCCCUAAACGGAUCACAGGCAUCAUCACGCAGGGGGCCAAAGACUUUGGCGUCGUGCAGUUCGUGUCUGCCUUCAAAGUGGCGUACAGCGACGACGGCCACGCCUGGACCGUGUACAAGGACGAGAAAACACGGAAAGAUAAGAUUUUCCAAGGCAACAUCGACAACAACGUGCAUAAAAAGAACGCUUUCGAGCCGCCCUUCUACGCCCGCUUCGUGCGCGUCCUCCCGUGGGAGUGGCACGAGCGCAUCACCCUGCGCAUGGAGCUCCUGGGCUGCGACGACUAAAGCCCCUCCCACCCGAGCCUCCCACACUGCGCCUCGCCACGCCCCCCUCUCCGAGCUCCACCUACCUGCUGCGCCUGCACUGCCUCGUCUACAGCUACAGGGGGCAGCAACACGCCUCACAACUCUUUCAAUCCCUUGUAGAGGUUGUCCUGGCUGAGCACCGUAACUAAAUGAGUUGUCCCCUAUAGAUCGUUGUACUAAAUCUGUAAUCCCAUGGUAAAUGAUAAGCAUGCAGUGAAUAUUGUGACCACCGAAAUGUCUUGUACUCUGUGGAUUUUACCCCGACUUAGUCACCCAGUUUGUUGCCUAUGUGAAAAUCCAUUAUUUCAUGCUUCGUAUUUCAUAUCUGAGUGAUGAUGCAGUGCUUUUAAUGUAGAAGUGUUAUUGAAAAAGUUGUAUUUUGUGAUAAUUUAGACAGAUUUACCAUAAGGUAUACAAGACAGGGGGUGUUGCAGAUAUGAUGGAAUUUUGAAUUACAGUUCUGGCAUAACACUGCCAGAUCAAUUUACUCAGGUCUAGACAAAUCCAUUGCUAUCUCCUGCUGAUGUAUUUACUAUCUAUCAUAGGUGUAGAAGAGACCAGGCACUACUGCUAAUUCUUAUUGUGAUUUUAACUAAUUACAGCUUUUUCCUGCUGCAGUGUUAUAAUAUGGUUAUUAGUAUAUACUAAGCCAUAGUAUGACUAAAGGCCAUGGUAUUACUAAACUAGAAUAUAGUUUUGCUUUUAAGCCCAGAUUUUGUUUUAAUAAUUGUUUUACAUCUACAAAGAUGGGUACACUUUGAUUGAUGUUGGUUCCAGAGGUAGUUGCACAAGACAUCUGAGUGAUCUCUGAGUGCUAACAGCAGCUUGGAUUUAGUCAAGUGUUAUUAAUAUAUCUUAAUAAACCCAUAAUACAUAUAAUUUGCUAAUGCAAAGAAAAGAUUGGUAUUUAUUAUUUCAAAGACUGUUAGACAUAUCUUCCAAUCAAGUGCCAUUGAUAAAAAGAUAGACCUUUAAAAAGGAGUUAAAUGUAUUUAUUAAUUGGCAUCCAAAAGUCAUUAUAUUUUCCUUCUUUGAAAUAAAAAAGGAUAUAAAAUAUUGGCCUAUGAUGCCCGUUCUUUUUUGUAAUAAUAGAGACAGGGAGAAUUAACUUGCACAGUCUGAAAAAGAAUAUAAAAUUUUUGCUGUGCCCCUUGAGUCAUAUCUUUUCUGAAUAUCAUUUUUAAUGCAUUUUUUUUCCUUCUCAAGUGAAAAAGCAGAAGUUUAGUUGAGCUCACUCACCUCUGUGCUUCCAGCCUCCGCUCUCUGUCAGAUCUACCAGUUCCAACUCGUCUGGCAUGCUGGGACCCCGACUGGGAGUCGCCCUGCCGACACACGGCUCUGACCCCAGCGUGCGCCUCUGUUCCAGCAUGGCCAUGAUCACCUGAUAUUCACACCCCUCUGUCACGGGGUACACCGAGGACAACAGAGCCGCCUCAAACCCCCCCCCC